Trifolium pratense (red clover) is the source of this 984-nucleotide messenger RNA. RefSeq lists its product as uncharacterized. Lineage: Eukaryota; Viridiplantae; Streptophyta; Magnoliopsida; Fabales; Fabaceae. Gene Ontology annotation, molecular function: cysteine-type peptidase activity. The transcript has 2 exons. Bases 291 to 836 code for a protein of 181 amino acids. Gene Ontology annotation, biological process: proteolysis. The record is from RefSeq and is a predicted model, not a curated record.
CAUUUUUUUUUUGAUAAGCAACUCCAAUAAAACGCAUCUCCAAAAUCCAUUUCCUUUGAAACCAUUUUCAUCAUCAUCGACAUCGUAACUCUCUUCACCGUCGCCAUCAUCAUCACCCUCGCCAUUAACGCCGUCAUCAACCUCACCAUUAACGCCGUCGUCACCCUCGCCAUUAACGCCGUCAUCACCCAACAUCACUUCAUCCGUCGCCGUUGCCAUUAACGCCGUUCAUCAUCAACAUCAUUUCAUCAUCUUCACCGUCGCCAACAUUUGAACGAACCAAACACAAAAUGGUGAAAAGAAAACAGAUCAUGACACCAGCACUCAUUGGUAAUCCAGGAAGUCACUAUGUGUGCUUUGUUGUUAAUUUCAAAAGCUGCACAUUCCAAUUCUGGAAUAGCAUUAAUGGAGAGAGGUUCCUUGUGAAGUCAGGAGAACCAACCACUUACAAGAAGAUGUUUGAUGUCUGGUUUAAGGAAGUCGAGGCAUUUGUCAUAGAAUUGUAUAAGCAUUGGAAAAUGACAAUUCCUUUCGACUUCAGCAAAUUUAAGUGGGAAACUCCCAAAAUGCCAAGUCAACCAGACAAAGACAAUUGUGGAGUUUUCUGCAUAAAGUUCCUAGCUGAAUGGGAAGGUGACAGUAAGACCUCAAUGGACUCUUUCAAAAAUUGGAACAAACUCAAAAAGCAAGACAAAGUGGCAAAGCUAAUGGAUUUGAGGAUUGAAAUAUGCUCCACACUUUUAACUCACAGCAGCAAUUCAAAAGUGGAAUAUGUGGUAAACCAAGCAGCUUCUUACUAUGAAGAAAUGGCUCAAAAGCUGCAACAUGAUGUCUAGGUUCUGACUAGGAUGAAACUUUUUUAUGUAUUCAUUGUUGAGUCUCUGACAUGUGAGUUGGUGUAUGAAGAAUUGGUGGUUCAUGUCUUAAUUCCCAAUUUGGUGGAGAAGGCAUAUUUGUUAUUUAUUAUGAGUUAUGUCAUUUUGA